AAUCAAGCGAAUUUGUAAUAACAAGUUGCUUGUGUGAUUUUUUUGCGUUAUUUUUUUGGUUGGUUGUAACAUCUCUAGUUGUUGUUAAUUGCGCGAUUUAUUCCCCGAAAAGAAUUUAUACAUAAUUUUUGGCUGUUGUUUCGGCAUAGGAUUUCAAAAUCUUUUUUUUUUUCUGCGAGUCUCACCAGCCUGCCUGUUUUAGCGGCGAAUAAGUCAAGCGUUUCGGUUUUAAAAGUGGAAUAGAGAUUUUGACCUCAAAUCGUCUUUUCGCAAUAAAAGUGUACAAUUUCCAAAAAUAUUCGAAAUUGAGUCUAUAAUAUGCGGAAUCAUUUGGUAUCAUCACUAGUAUUUUUCUCAUAAAUACUGUCAAAGAGCGUAGUUUAGUUUUUUUUUUUUUUUAGUUUAUCUAUGUUUUGACUACUAUUAAAAAAAUUAAUACAUAGUUUUAUCUUACUUUAAAACGGGUAAAAUAAUAAAAAAUAAAUGUUGCACAAAUGAUUAAUAUUAAAAAUAUCACAUUUUAAACAUUUAAAACACUCUCCUGUAAAAUUAGUAAGUUUUGAGAUUAUACAUUUUUAAUGCGAGAAGACGAAAUAUCAAGGCGAUGCCGGCAAUCACGUUACGAUGUUCAAAAACUUCUGCAAAGGCUUAACACCAAAUGUCAAUAUCGGCCUACAAAUACAGACAGAAUGACCAGCAGGAUUCGCCUCACAGUCACCCACAGAAAUAUCUGGCAGAUGAACCGAAUCGCAUGAGUGAAAGGUCGAUUCACAACACAGACCACAACCAAAGACUACAAUCGAGGAGUUCAACGAAAAUCGAGGAAGCAUCCCGAACUGAAAAUGGAACUUUCAAGAUCUUGAACAAACCAUUCUCGAUACACAGACGAUUUGCUCAAACGGACGACUCUCCGGGAGACAGGGUGGUGUUCCCGGGGCUGACCUCAAGGUCAGGCGUAAACCCAUACGUCCCAGAAAUCCCGGAGUCGUGCAAGAAAAUUGGCAUCUGUGACAAGAUACCGAAUUACCCAAGAGAACAAGUAGAAAAGAUCGUUGCUAAGUUGGGCGAGAAAACAGAGUUUCAAUUCGACAAACUGGACUUACCUUCGAUACCGGAUAUCGCCCAGCGGGCAGGCUCAUUCGAAGACUCGUACGAACUAUGUGACUUUAGAGUUCAGAUUAUGACUCCACUGGCAGCUCAAUCGGAUGAUCUCAAAUGGUACCAUGUAUUGAAUUUUAACGAAAAUCCACUACAAGGUUUCAGGGUCGAGAUAUGCAACACUACGAGUACCGGUUGCGCGAAAUUCGUGACGAUGGAAAAUAACUACAAUCCGAAAUGCGUUCAGAAGUUUAUAUUCAGAAAAAUGAAGAUCCUAAGCGAAAGCGGCGAAAUGAUCGAGAGGUCCAUGAAAGUUCCGAGCUGUUGUUCGUGUGUUGCCACGCUACUCGGUUAAACUGUACAUGUGCGAGUGCCUGUGCCUGUGUGUGUGUGUGUGUGCGCGUUAAAAUCAUGAAAUGAGAUUACGAAAAUUUAUUGCUCAAAAACUUUUGAGGAACGAACUUUGUUAAAAGACUACCCGUCUUAAAUAUAUUUAUUUAAAGAAACUA
Messenger RNA from Bombyx mori (domestic silkworm), 1607 nucleotides. It is a transcript of the gene SPZ1, whose product is annotated as spatzle-1. The record is from RefSeq and is a predicted model, not a curated record. Gene Ontology annotation, molecular function: Toll binding; growth factor activity. The transcript is spliced from 6 exons. NCBI's taxonomy places the organism in Eukaryota, Metazoa, Arthropoda, Insecta, Lepidoptera, Bombycidae. Gene Ontology annotation, cellular component: extracellular region. The coding region runs from base 659 to 1453 and encodes 264 amino acids. Gene Ontology annotation, biological process: central nervous system formation; innate immune response.